AUGGUGAAGUAUACUCACGAGGCGAAGUAUGGAGAAAGAGCGGAACUAGACUGUCCCAUUGACGGUGUUCCAGAACCAGUGUAUAGAUGGCUCAAAAAUGGUCUUGAAUAUGUUGGUUACGGUAGUCUGACAAACAAAAUUGAAUUCCCCCGAAUUAUUAUUGAAGAUAAGGCACUCUAUACAUGCGUUGCAAAAAAUCGCGCUGGUUCACAGGAGUUUACUACUCGACUUGAGCUCGUGGACGAGCCGGCUUACGUUCGCUCGUCGAGACACUGGUGGAUGCUCGGUACUGCAACUGUUCUUAUCAUGAUACUGCUUUGCGUGGCAAUCGUUGUACUUGCAAAACAGCGUCGCAAAGGUAAGCGACAAGCAGAGCAGCUAAGAGCGCUCUACAACCAGCUGAUGCGCCAGUCGAGCAGGGAAUAUCUUGUGGAGCCAACGGAUCCAAAGCAUCCACUGCAUGAACGUAUUGAACAACUCCCAUAUGAUCGCAAAUAUGAAAUUAAUAAGGAAAAGCUCGCCCUUAAACAGGUGCUCGGCGGAGGUCAAUUUGGAAAAGUUUUUUUGGGUGAGCUCAGCAAAUCCCGUGUGAGCGACUCGCUAGCUGCCACUGAUGUACUUAAAGUGGCAGUGAAAGAACCACGUGAGGGUCGCAAUGUUAACCAUCAGAAAGCACUGACUGAUGAGCUUAAAGUUAUGGUCGCGAUCGGAAUUCAUCCGAACGUUCUUUGCCUGAUUGGUGCUGUCACUAAACAGAUGUCAAGUGGCCAGCUGUAUGUGAUCAUGGAAUACUGUGAAAAUGGCAAUUUAAAAGAUUUCCUGUCAAGGCACAGGACAGGCUUUCUGGAUGAAGUUGAAAUGGCGGCGGAGCCUCUGAGUCCUGAUGGCUAUCUGGCCCCGACUCGAGAUGCC
Molecule: messenger RNA, 912 nt
Organism: Gongylonema pulchrum
Lineage: Eukaryota; Metazoa; Nematoda; Chromadorea; Rhabditida; Gongylonematidae
Source: the annotation of a GenBank genome assembly